CCUCCUCCUCCUCCUCCUCCUCUCCCUCCCUAUCCUCCUCCUCCUCCUCCUCCUCCACCUCCUCCUCCGAGCUUCGGAGCGGCGUGGCGCCGGUGUGAUGAGGGCUGGAGCUCAGGACCGGAGCGGCCUGCUGGCCAGCGAAAGCGAGGGGGCACAGGAGCUGGGGGAGGUGGGCUGCACGAGCGCAGCCGCGAGGCCUUCGUGGAAGAGGUGGUCGAGCGUCGCCGGCUCCCUGGUCGCUCUGGGCCUCGUGCUGUGCCUGCUUCGGGCCCACGCGCCUGGCGCAGAGCACGCGCCGAAGGAGACCGCCUUCAGCAAUGCAGCUUCCCUUGCUAAUGCAUCAGGGGCGGCACAAAUGGAGGCACAGCAGGCGACAGCGCAGCUGGCCGAACCGGUUCAUAACGAGACCAUCUUGAAGCAGUCGGUCGCCUCGGCACCACCACCAGCCAGCGACCCGCAGGCAGGCCCGAAUGCCACGAGCAGCAACGGUUCUUUCCUUGACACUCUUGCGGCAGCAGCAUCGUCCACAGGGGAGUCCAUUCUGGGCUUUGUGCAGGCCAAGAGCUGGGAGCUGCUCGCGGCUGUGGGGAACUUUUUUCAGUCGCUGUUCGCGUCAGCGUGGCAGUCAGUGCUGGGCUGGGUGCAGGGCUCAGUGCCGUUUCUGGCGCCCACUUGCUCAGGCAUCGAGCCGACAAGCCACUACCCCCUGCCUGGGAAGGAUUACACGCAGGGUUUGCCGAGCCCACUGGUCGCGCACCCGAGUGGCAUGACGAUGUGUGACGUGGAGAGGCUGCAGCAGGACUGCGUGGAGCAGAUCAACGUCUUCAGGGCGGGCGCGCCUUUCUCUGAUGGGCGCCAUCGGGACCAUGGGCACCUUGAUCCGCUCCAGCUCGCACCAGAAGAUUUCAGAAAGUGCAUGAACGAGAAGGCCUCGUCUGAUCAGCUCUACUCGGUGCACAAGGGGGCUGGUUGUGGCCACUGGAGCUUCGGAUUGAGCUGCGAGCAGGACAGGUGGGUCUCGGGUGAGAACAGCUGCUGCCCCAGAAGCUGCGGUAGCUACGACGACUGCAGACAGACGCUCAUCGGAUGCCUCCAACAGAUGUGGGACGAGGGCAAGAUAGUCUUAGACACGGGGAAUACUGAAUGGGGGACGAGUACGGGUCAUUAUUGGAACAUGCUCGGGAACGCCAAGUAUGCAGCAUGUGGCUUCGGGUUCGAUUCUGAUGGCGGGAUGUUGGCGACGCAGAACUUUUUCUGAGUCUCCUGGGUAGUUCACCCAUUGGGGUGAUUAGGACAUUUCCAAGCAAGCGUUGCGACUCAACGUGCAUUCUAAGAUUUGCAUGAAGUCGUCAAACAUAUACGCGAACCGCAGACCGACACUCGUUCCGUUGAGUCCGCAUGGCUGGAGUCCUGGCGAGACCCCGAAACAGAAAAGACCGAUAUGUCGGAAUACAGAUAGCUUGUAGUCGCGGCCUGCGGUAUCGCAAUCGAAUUUUUACCACGCUUUGCUUCGCAGCAUCUCAUUGCACCCUUCUCGUUCUGCCAGUCCUUGCCAUCUCUUUCCAGGAGGAUUGCAGACUGCUGUUUCAAGACAGCGUGCCCGAGGCCUCCGUCCCCCCUCCUGACAUGCCCUCCCCUGCGUGACCGCACGUGCUCCGCCCGCCAGCGUGCCAGCGCGUGAAGUAAGUCUCAAGAACAUGCUUGCUAGUUGCUGCUCACUGUUGUCGGAGACCCCGACUGCAACAACAAAUCGUACAGACGAGCACCACUUUCGCGGCCUGUGUGACUGUGGCUUAGGCAGUCGAUGUCCUUAACGGUGACAUCCUGUCGAGCUGAAAGUUCUGAUCUGUGUCGGUCGCGUAAAAUGGCGGUC
This is a messenger RNA of Prorocentrum cordatum, 1873 nucleotides long. Lineage: Eukaryota; Dinophyceae; Prorocentrales; Prorocentraceae. The record is from the annotation of a GenBank genome assembly.